Molecule: messenger RNA, 1029 nt
Organism: Aureobasidium namibiae CBS 147.97
Lineage: Eukaryota; Fungi; Ascomycota; Dothideomycetes; Dothideales; Saccotheciaceae
Exons: 1
Coding region: 1-1029 (342 amino acids)
Source: RefSeq, a predicted model, not a curated record
AUGGACUCCGAGGAUACAAGAGAUUGCGUCAUCUGUCUAUCCGCACUGCCCACCCAAUCUACCUUAACCUGGGACUGUAACCAAUGCACCUGGUGUUUCGAAUGCAUUUCCGACGGCAUAACCUCUUCGCCUCGAAAGUCAGACUGGCCACAAAACUGGUGCGGACACGAUCACCCUACUCCAAUUCCUCUCAGAAGCAUACUCGAAAAAGCCAAAAAGCACAUACCUGCCAACGUCUAUACGAAAUGGUUUGAGAAGCAAGAGCAAUGGAGCCAAGUCAAAUGUCCUCAUUGCUGUAGAUGGACACACUCAGACCAUAUCACAGAAGGAAGAGUGCUGGAGUGUCCGACCUGCAACAAAAGCGUGUGUAUCGAGUGUGGAAAAUUGGCUCAUGAGGGCCAAUGCAGAAGAACGAGAAAGGAAGACCUCAAAGCAGUGUUGAAUGCACUCAGACAUGAAGGUGCUGCCAUGUGCCCCAGAUGCGGGUUUGUUGCUGGCCGUGCAAAGGAUGGCUGCAAUCAGAUUACCAGCCCUAAACCCUGCUCGCAAGUCUUCUGUUUCAAAUGCUCCAGAGACUGGAAACUUUGCAGGGGACUGUGCAAAGGUGGUGGUGCUGCAGAAGUCCUGGAAAAAGCGACGCAGGCUGAGAGCCCGACUGAAGUCUAUCACGUCUCUGGAGUCUCGGGGGCUCAAGCUUCUACAGUCAAGGGGGAUAGUAAAGACGAUGAAGCAUCCGCAGACAGCGAUGAGGACAAGAAGACCAAGUUGGAAGGAAAGAAGAAGAAACGCGCGCAUUCGCCAGAUCCAUUGUUCGAGAGGUUCUCGAAGAAGGCCAAAACUAGGGUCGAAGAUGAAGAGGACAAGGAUGAUCUCGAAAUAGACUCGGAUGCCAGCGACGACGAAGAAGACAAAGUUGCUCACGACGACGACAAUGGCGAGUUUGAGUUCGAUAUCGAUGAGGACGACGAGUAUGGGUCUGAUGAUGGCGAGGACGGAGAGGAGGACGAGGAGGAGGAAGAUGGAGAGUAG